Messenger RNA from Nerophis lumbriciformis (worm pipefish), 1743 nucleotides. Lineage: Eukaryota; Metazoa; Chordata; Actinopteri; Syngnathiformes; Syngnathidae. The record is from RefSeq and is a predicted model, not a curated record.
AUGCCUUUGCACAAGCGUUUGCUGUCGGUGAAGAAUGAGCUCAUACUCUUCACAACUCCGCUCCUUCUUUUGCCUCUGCCGCUCGUUAUCGCCACCUCGCAAGCAGAAUGUGCCUAUGUGAUCAUCCUCAUGGCGGUGUACUGGUGCACCGAGGUCUUGCCCCUGGCGGUGACGGCCUUGCUCCCUGCACUCCUCUUCCCUCUUUUUGGCAUCAUGGAGUCCCAGAGUGUAUGCAUGCAGUACCUAAAAGACACCAACCUGUUGUUUGUCGGUGGUCUGAUGGUGGCUGUGGCCGUGGAACACUGGAACCUACAUAAGCGAAUCGCCUUGAGGGUGCUCCUGCUCGUCGGCGUGCGUCCUGCACUGCUGAUGCUGGGCUUCAUGGGUGUGACAGCCUUCUUGUCCAUGUGGAUCAGCAACACAGCCACUACAGCCAUGAUGGUGCCCAUCGUCCAAGCUGUGCUGGAGGAGCUCAACAACAGCGAGGGGCAGAUGCCUGUCAUCCUGAGCUCAGAGGAGUUCCAGAAGCCAGAAGUAGACAUCAAGCAGGAGAAAACAACGGAAAUGACAGGCCCCAUUGUGGUGACUUUCUUGGACGCCUCCGUUGAAGUGACACGACAAAAGGAGGCACAGGAAAGACAGAAGAUAUGCAAAGGGAUGACCCUUUGCGUUUGCUAUGCCGCCAGCAUCGGCGGUACUGCUACGCUGACGGGGACUGGUCCCAACUUGGUGCUCAAAGGACAAAUGAGCCAACUGUUUCCUGGAAAUGGCGAUGUGAUCAAUUUUGCUUCCUGGUUUGGAUUCGCGUUCCCCAACAUGAUCCUCAUGCUGGUGCUGGCCUGGCUGUGGCUGCAGUUUGUUUUCAUGGGAUUCAACUUCAAGAAAACGUGGGGCUGUGGUGCUGAAAAGACAGAGAAGGAGGUGGCUGCCUACGAAGUGAUCCGGGGGCAACAUCGCCGUCUGGGGCCCAUGUCCUUUGGAGAGCUGAGCAUCCUGGGUCUCUUCAUUCUGCUUGUGGUUUUGUGGUUCUCCAGGGAUCCCGGGUUUGUGUCCGGCUGGGCCACACACAUCUUUAACUCCAAAGCAGAGUAUGUCACAGACGCCACUGUGGCCCUCUUCGUUGCCAUCCUCCUUUUUAUCCUUCCCUCCAGACCUCCACCUUUUUGCUCAUGGAGGACACAAAGUUUUGACACAGUAUCCCAUCAGACAUCUAGCUCUGCUCCACGUCUGCUAACAUGGAAGGUGGUCCAGAAGAAAUUACCAUGGGGAAUUGUACUGCUUCUUGGUGGAGGAUUUGCACUGGCCAAGGGGAGUGAGGUGUCAGGACUUUCCAGGUGGAUGGGAGACCAAAUGAGCCCCUUGCAAAGUAUCCCACCCUGGGCAAUUGCCAUUAUCUUGUGUCUCCUCAUUGCAACCUUCACAGAGUGCACCAGCAAUGUGGCUACUGCCACGCUCUUCCUGCCCAUUUUAGCAUCAAUGUCGCAGUCCAUUGGAAUUAACCCUCUGUUCGUCAUGGUGCCUUGUACUCUGAGUGCCUCCUUUGCUUUCAUGCUGCCCGUGGCCACGCCACCAAACGCCAUAGUCUUUUCCUACGGAUACCUCAAGGUUUCAGAUAUGGCAAAGACUGGAAUAGUCAUGAACAUCAUUGGCAUAAUGUGCAUCACACUGGCCAUUAACACCUGGGGGCGGGCCAUGUUUCACCUGGAUUCCUUUCCAACAUGGGCCAACGCCACUGGGCCGUGA